Racocetra persica is the source of this 130-nucleotide messenger RNA. NCBI's taxonomy places the organism in Eukaryota, Fungi, Glomeromycota, Glomeromycetes, Diversisporales, Gigasporaceae. The record is from the annotation of a GenBank genome assembly.
UUCUGAGGUAUCUGAGACAAAAUUUAAAUGGACAUCAUUAAUGGGCCCAGCAAAAAAAAUCUUUUUAGAAAAGUUUCCAGUAUCUUCUUUUAUCAUUGGACAACAAGAAAAGGAUAUUGAAUAUUUAUAG